Ostrinia nubilalis (European corn borer) is the source of this 2085-nucleotide messenger RNA. RefSeq names its product LIM domain transcription factor LMO4. The transcript is spliced from 5 exons. NCBI's taxonomy places the organism in Eukaryota, Metazoa, Arthropoda, Insecta, Lepidoptera, Crambidae. Bases 380 to 967 code for a protein of 195 amino acids. The record is from RefSeq and is a predicted model, not a curated record.
CGCCGCAAGGGGAAGUGUCGUCGAUCCCCGUAAACGUUACUACUUUUUUCGAAGUUCUUAACACAGUUUUUGUUUUAAAGUUUAACAAGGAAGUUUUAUGUGGCCGGUCUUUUAUCCUGUCGAGCUGGAAGGUUAAGAGACAGCGCUCGGCAGUGUAGUUUAUUGAGUUUAUACGUUGGUUGUGUUUUUUCUGUUAUUGUUGUUUUUUUUUGUUUGGUGCAUCGUGCCGGCCCGGAGACCCAACGGUCCCAAAGAGGCUGCAAGCCUGGACGCGCGGCCAACAGACUCCAAAGGACAAAGCCUUUAGGGCGUGUAAUUGUGGUGGUCGGCGCGAGCGGUCCCCGCUCCAACCGUCAAGCUGGCAGCGAGCGCGUUAAGCAUGAACGCUCACUACCACGGGUAUGCCGAGCUCAGCUCGCCGCACCCGCCGUCUCCCGAGGCGGCCUUCGCGGCUAACGGCCACGACUACCCUCACAACAACAAUAAUCCCGCGCUCAAAGAAUGCGCCGGCUGCGGCGGCAAAAUCGUCGAGAGGUUCCUUCUACACGCGCUAGACAGAUACUGGCAUCAUGGCUGCCUGAAGUGCACGUGCUGUGGCCAAGCCCUAGCGGACAUGGGCAGAUCCUUCUACUUCAAAGGUGGCAUGAUCCUGUGCAAAAGCGACUACACAAGAAUGUUCGGUUCAGGCGGCGCGUGCGCAGCGUGCGGGCAGGCCAUCCCCGCGAGCGAGUUCGUGAUGCGGACGAACGCGCCGCAGCAGCCCCUACACGUCUUCCACAUAAAAUGCUUCGCGUGCUCCAAGUGCGGCUCACACCUAAUGCAGGGCGAUAGGUAUUACAUGCUCGCGGGCUCCCUCGUCUGCGAGCAGGACUGGCAGAAGCUGAUGAAGAGCGCGAACGCAGGCAGCGGGCCCGCGGCGCCGGUGCGCAAGGGCAAGGUCGGCCGCCCGCGCCGCUCGCGAGAAUGAGCGCCGCCGGGCCCUGUGCCCGCGCAUCACUCGCAUAGGGACUACGAGGAGAUGAUGGCGUGUUCGUAUCUCAGCGCUGGGAUGAAGACUGAGGCCAGUGCUGCGUGCUGGACCCCGCCCAACGUGGGUCCGCUGGCUGAUAUACAGGGGCCUUCGGGGCUGCCGGCGCCUGUUUUCUUGCGGCCGCCGGCGAUGCUAGGGGUCCUGCCCCCGCUGCCCGGCCCGCUGCCUGGCCCGCCGCACGAGCCGGCCCUGGACCUCACCACGACGCCAUCCCUCAAGGCCCGGCUGCCGUCCUCACCUAGUGACGACGACACGGAGUGACAGUGUUGUGCCAGAGACAACUGAACUUUACCGAUCGCGAAAUUAUUACACAUUUUACAGUAAUAAUUUUAACGUCAGUGAACUGUUAAGUUAUACCUUAGUACCUACGACAUAUUUAAUUUCGGUUGUGAAAAUGGCAAUUCUGUAAUACUUAACUCGCUCUAUGUAAAUUUCCAUUAAACUACUGGUACUUAAGAGUUAAACAGAAUGAGAUGUGUUAAACACAAGGGAGUUGUAUUUAUAUGAAAUGAUGAAGUGUGUGUAAGUGUGAGGAAAUGACAUAUCUUAUGUAGGUGUGGAGGCAUUUUAUCUUCUUAUUGAAAUUAAGAUCAGUUGUGUUAAAAUCUCACGAGUUGUGACCUCCAUAAGGCGAGGAGGAAGGCGUAUUUAGAUUUCUCCGAUUAUGACCAUAUAAAUAGCACAUAUUAAAUGCCAAUUUAAAGAAGAACAAAUCAUAAAUGCUAUUUGAUAUUUUCUUUUGCCUCCUCAUUCGACCUAGAGAUUGUAACUAUCGUCUAUUUUCUUUUCAACAGUUUUUCUUUCUCGACAACCAGCAAGAGACCUUAUACUGGUCUUCUUACUCUUGGUUUUAUUUUAAUUUAUUUAAGCAUCGUAAUUUGGAACACCUAACCUGAAGAUAAAGUGUCACAACUCAAAAUUUCAACUAAUAUUUAAGUAACAUUUGUGUAAAAAUGCCGUUUCAUUUGGCUAAAUGGGUUAAGAAUCUGAAAUAUGGAAAAAAUAUAUAUUAUUUUUUAUUAUUUCAUUUGACACUGAAUCAGAGAAGGUGCAGU